AUGAUCCCGUCCCUCCGCGCGCUCAACGCCGCCGCCUCGGCACCCACCCACCACCUGAUCACGCUCGUGCGCUCGGCGCGCGGCCUGCCCCCGCAGUCCAAGGCGACGCUCGAGGCCCUCGGCCUGCACCGUAUCCAGCAGAGCGUGCUGCACCCCUUCGGCGCGACCACGGCCGGCAAGAUCCUCAAGGUCAAGGAGCUCGUCAAGGUCCGCAACGUCUCCGAGUACGAGGGCCUGCAGGCGCUUGAGCGCCGCCGGCCGGAGGGCGCUGGCGUCGUGCCUACUGGUCGCGCUUUCGGAGGCUCGAAGCGGGAUACCGGUGUUGCUGUCUAG
Messenger RNA from Vanrija pseudolonga, 333 nucleotides. It is a transcript of the gene rpmD, whose product is annotated as 50S ribosomal protein L30. Gene Ontology annotation, molecular function: structural constituent of ribosome. Gene Ontology annotation, cellular component: large ribosomal subunit; mitochondrion. The transcript has a single exon. Gene Ontology annotation, biological process: translation. NCBI's taxonomy places the organism in Eukaryota, Fungi, Basidiomycota, Tremellomycetes, Trichosporonales, Trichosporonaceae. The record is from RefSeq and is a predicted model, not a curated record. Bases 1 to 333 code for a protein of 110 amino acids.